Messenger RNA from Lodderomyces pseudojiufengensis, 789 nucleotides. It is a transcript of the gene PGA6, whose product is annotated as Pga6p. The record is from RefSeq and is a predicted model, not a curated record. NCBI's taxonomy places the organism in Eukaryota, Fungi, Ascomycota, Pichiomycetes, Serinales, Debaryomycetaceae. The transcript has a single exon. Bases 1 to 789 code for a protein of 262 amino acids.
AUGCAAUAUUCAACUUUAUUUACAGUUGCUGCUACUUUAGUAUCAUCAUCAUUAGCUACUACUUCAUUUGAAUGGGAAACUAUUUAUGAAAGUCAUACAACUGAAGUUACAAUUACUUCUUGUUCAGAAAAUAAAUGUGAAACAACUGUCAAUAAAGUAAGUCCAUCAGUUGCAACAACAACUGUUGAAGGUAUUGAAACUGUAUAUACUACUUAUUGUCCAUUAACUGAAGAAGAAGAAGUAUCAUUAACCUCCUCAACUCCAGUUGAAAUUCCAACUUCUUCAUCAAUUGCUGGUGUUGCUUCUACUUUAUCUACUAUCGUUACUACAAUUGAAGGUGUUGAAACUAUAUAUACAACUUAUUGUCCUUUAACUGCAGAAUCAUCACCAAUUAAAGCUGAUGUUUCAACUCCAAUUGCUACUGCUCCAAUUGCUUCAUCUCCAGUUGCUUCAGCUUCUGCUCCAAUUGCUGAAAUUCCAAGUUCAAGUUCAAUUGCUGGUGUUGCAACUACUCCAUCAACUCCAUCAACUCCAAUAGCUCCAAUUGAAUCACCAGAAUCAAGUUCAGAAUCAGAUAUUUAUGUUGAUAUAACAAUAACUCCAACUGUAUCAACAACUGAAAAUGUUGAAGCUACUGAAACUAGUCAAUUAACAUUAUUUACUUCAUCAUUAGCUGCUUCAAAUAGUUCUCAAGCUGGUGUACAAACUUAUGAAGGUUCUGGUUCAAAAUUAAUGGUUGGUAGUGGAUUUGCUGCUAUUGCUGGUUUAGCUGCUGCUGCUUUAGUAUGA